CACUGAGCUUGACACGUCCACGUUGGAAUUCAGCAAACCAGCGACAAAUUGUGGUUUUCGAUGGGCUUCAUCAGCAAAUGCAGAAAUCAUCCGGUCAACACACUGUUUUUGUGUUAAACCGCUUUGAAAGUCAUAAUAAAUCAUCGCUCUUGAAUUUUCUCGAGUCAAUUCCAUUUUCUCAACGACUAAACAAGUUUGACAAAACCUUGUGACAAGACCGAGAAUCUUUUUUUAAAUAAAUAAAUGGUAUUCGAUUUUUAAAACCAAGAGGUUUUCAAUUAAAAAGAUUUUAAUAUGACAGGAACAGUGGAAAUAUUCCAUUCCCGAUACUUUUAUUGCAGCCUAUGUACACAAGGUCUCCGAUGUAUAUGCCGUAUGAUGAAAUGAUUAAAAAAAAUACAUUAGCAUCUUCGAUAGAUUAACGGCCAAAUACUCAUUCAAUUUUAAGAGGUCAUUAAGUCUCAUGGUGUCACAGACACUUUGACUUGUACGAAAUUUAACGGCACCUUAAAAUUGAUCAGCGUUUGAGUAUUUGGGCAUAAGCACCGCAAAAUUUAAUUCUUCGAUUUCUUUACAGGGGUUGUGUUAUACUUCACGCUGCCACGUCACGAGUUCGGACGUGUCCAGACGGUGCUGUUCCCCGUGUACUACGCCUUCAACGCCGUGGUCAGCCUGCUGGCUCUGCUCGCGUACUUCCGCACGCAAUGUCUCACGCACUUCCAACACACGUCCUGGAUACAGCUAGCACUCCUGCUAGCAGUGUUCAGUAUAGAGGCUUACGUACGACUGUGCUUGGUGCAGCCGAUGCUGCGCGCCAAGCACGUGAAGACGCAGAUGGAGGAAGCGGCGGGAGGCGGCCAAGAGGUCGGACGCUUAGUGCUGGGCGAGCUAGCUCACUGCCCCCGCUAUCUCCGUGUCUUGAAGAUGUUCCGCGCCUAUCACUCCACCAUAGCAAUGGGCACUAUGAUAGCUCUCGGCUGCUCGUUUUACUCCACUAUGAUCCUCGUUGACUCCAUGUGCCAUUAGAAAAGAAGCAGCUAUAUAACAUUGAGGGAAACUUAUAAUAAAAAAAAUAAAGACCCAAAAAGUCACAACGUUUUAUAAUUUCCUUAUCUGUGACGUUCAUGCUAUUUGUAUCGUUUCGUGGAUUCAUGUUGUUUUUCGUAGUGUAAAAAGCAAGAUGUAAAUAAAUUAAUAUCAUUAUAACAAUUUUAUCAUCGAUAGUUGUUCCAUGGUCGUUAAUGUAAUAUAUUUGUAUAUCAUUAAAAUACAAAUGAAACUUGUAACAAAAGAAUUGCAUAAUAUUAAAUAUUGGAGUAUAAAAUAACCGGAAAUAAAAUAAAAUAUUUCUAUCUAUCGUACACUUGCACACAUAGGACUUUAUGUUUUAAACUUAGGAAUCUAAUUUGUUUAGAUUUCUGCACAUGGUAUUUGCUUCAAUAAACUCUUGUUUAUUCUGAAUCAUGUUGUCGUAUUUCUUUAUUAAAGUGUUUGUUUUUUUUAUAUAUGUCAUUAUAAAACAAAUUUUAAAAAUAUAUACCUAUAACGAAAGUGCUCGAUUAGUAAAACUUAUAUCUAUGUUAAUGGUGCAUUUCACAAAUGUAAUUAUAUAUUUUACUAUUUAGAUCCAAACUCAGGCUGUGAAGUCUGUAUUUGAUAUUAUAUUUUAGCUAGUUAGUGUUUUUUUUUUAAAUAAUUUAUUGGUGAGAGUGAUCAAUAUAACGCUGUUCGCAUAAUGUAUUCCUCAUGGAAUACGUGCUUACAUCGUUUGAAAUUGUAUUGUUGUGAUAAUAAAGAUUUAUCGAUUAUUAAUGCACUCGAAAAUAAAAUAGAUUAUUUAUAAUAACUACUAGUUAGUCAAAAUAUGUUUGUCUCUUCGAAUACGAUAUUUUAGGGCACAUGCAAUCUUGCCAAUUGUAUUCUUAAAAUAUCUAAUAUCGUUUAGCAGCCCUUAACAAUUGAAACUGAACUCAAAAGCUGCCGAUAAAUUCAAGUAGUCUGUUUUCCUUAUUCCUACAGGAAUGCCAUAAAGUUAGUGUUAAAUAGAUAGGAGUUAAGAUUUUUUAUCGAUAGUUCUUAAUCGUUCUAAAACAAGAAUUUACGAAACUAACAAUGCUUGUUGUUUUAAUACUAGCAUAUUCGAAGAAACCAAAGGUUUUAUAAAUGUCAUUAAUCACCCUGAACACUGUUUAAUAAAUUGAAAAUUGCCAAGUGCCGGCCGUCGUUGAUUGCAGUCGGUGAUUGUUAAUAGUUUUAUUUUAUUGUUGUGCAGCAAGAUCUAGUCAGCAAUAAAUCGAUUGUGCUCGUAAAGUCGUGGUAAAUUGCAUUACGUUCCGAUGAAGUUGGACCUUACACUCCUUUUGAUCAUCAUUAUCUGCGAUGUGCAGUCAAGCAGCUUGCCAAUACGGCCGGAACUGUAAAAAAAUAUGUUAGCUGUUAUAAAUUGUAUUGUAUUAUAUGAUUGUAACAAUAUUUAAUCAUUAGUUAGGUUUUUUUUACUACAAUGAUCUGAAUGCUAUCGUGUAAGAUAUCGUUAUUUAUUCGAGAGAAUGAUUAAAAUGUCAGAAGUGUGAAAUAAACGUUCUAAAAUAAUUUGAAUAUUUACCUU
This is a messenger RNA of Parnassius mnemosyne (clouded apollo), 2608 nucleotides long. NCBI's taxonomy places the organism in Eukaryota, Metazoa, Arthropoda, Insecta, Lepidoptera, Papilionidae. The record is from the annotation of a GenBank genome assembly.